Pteronotus mesoamericanus is the source of this 848-nucleotide messenger RNA. It is a transcript of the gene SEC11C, whose product is annotated as SEC11 homolog C, signal peptidase complex subunit. Gene Ontology annotation, cellular component: signal peptidase complex; membrane. Bases 110 to 688 code for a protein of 192 amino acids. The transcript has 6 exons. Gene Ontology annotation, molecular function: serine-type endopeptidase activity. NCBI's taxonomy places the organism in Eukaryota, Metazoa, Chordata, Mammalia, Chiroptera, Mormoopidae. The record is from RefSeq and is a predicted model, not a curated record.
CACGUGGCCAGCAAGCCCACGGGGCUGGUGGGCGGGGGCCCGGCUGGAGCUCCGCAGCUGUCAGUGAGUCUAGGAGCCCGCGGGCCCCCUUUGGCCCCGAGACUCCGGCAUGGUGCGCGCGAGCGCUGUGGGGACGCAGCUCCCCACGUCUGGCUUGGACAUCUUCGGAGACUUGAGAAAGAUGAACAAACGCCAGCUCUAUUACCAGGUUUUAAACUUCGCCAUGAUCGUGUCUUCUGCGCUCAUGAUCUGGAAGGGCUUGAUCGUCCUCACCGGCAGCGAGAGCCCCAUUGUGGUGGUGCUGAGUGGCAGCAUGGAGCCAGCCUUUCACAGGGGCGACCUUCUGUUCCUAACAAACUUCCGGGAAGACCCUAUUAGAGCUGGUGAAAUCGUGGUUUUUAAGGUGGAAGGACGAGACAUUCCAAUAGUUCACAGAGUAAUCAAAGUUCAUGAAAAAGAUAACGGAGACAUCAAAUUUCUGACUAAAGGAGACAAUAACGAAGUGGAUGACAGAGGCCUGUACAAGGAGGGCCAGAACUGGCUGGAGAAGAAGGACGUGGUGGGCAGGGCCAGAGGGUUUUUACCAUAUGUUGGUAUGGUCACCAUAAUAAUGAAUGACUACCCCAAAUUCAAGUACGCUCUUUUGGCUGUGAUGGGUGCCUACGUGUUACUAAAACGUGAAUCCUAAAAUGAGAAGCCAUUCCUGGGACCAGAUUGAAAUGGAUUCUAUUGAAAAAGAGGAGAACUAAUAAUAUAUUUGAAAUAUUCCACUUUCUGUAUAAAAGGGAAACAAUGUGGAGACGUUUGUGUCUUGUCCAAAUAAAUGACUCAUCAGUAAAGAUGGUUUU